AUGUGUCCGGCGCAACAAUCUCCGGAGCUCGCGACCUCCAACUCGACCGCUAAUCGAUUUUUGGGAACUGCGCAAAAGCCAUGGAUGACAAAUGGCACUUUCAAGCCAAUGCAGUCUCCCAAAAGGCCAGCGGUGGCUACGUCGCAUGUGGCCGUCACGGCGACGCUGCCGUCACGGCCUUGCGCCAUGCCCUCAUACUUUUCCGAAACACCCUCUUGUGUUCCCAUGACUGGCUAUGUGUCUGCGCCAUUCGAUCCCGUCCAACACCGCAUGCCGGAGUCUGUUGAGGGUGGCCCUGCAGCUGUUUCGAAUGUUGGGCUGGCUCCAGUGUCACCGGUCACGCCUGGAGCCUAUCCAUCGGCACCACUACCGAGUAGACUGCACGCUCCGCACGGUGAACAGUCUGGUCCAUCUCCCACUCUUCCGUCUCCCGAGCCCAGCACUGAUCUUCAUAUCAACCAAACAGCAACGACUGAAGCCGAUCGCGCAGGCGGCCCACCGACCGUCGCUCCUGCCGCGUCUGCACUUGCCAGAGCGCAGUCGGCUUCCGGCGAAGGCGCGCCGGCCACAGAAGGCUACAACAACAACAGCAGCAGCAGAAGCAGCAAUAAUAAUCUCUCAUCUGCACCUUAUCCAUCGCCCACCCCUGUCUCGACGCCCCUCGACAUUCAGUCGCUUUGGAAACAUGCCAGAGGCAGGUUAAGAGUCCUGCUGGACAAGUCCAAUCGUCAAAUCAGCCUAUCCGAGACGGUCGAACUGCCGCGCGUGCGCAUCUUGCAAGACGCAUGUGUCACUGAAGACCUGUUCUACUUAGCCCUGCACCAAGUCUACUGCAUACACUCAUAUGCCCCGUCGCAGCUCCAGCCUCUUUCUCAGUAUGGCCUUACCUCAGAUGUCGGUCUCCAUGUAAUCAAACAGCUGCUAGUGGACAACCAGAGGUUGUCAGGAGAUUUUCUCAAGUGGUGUGUCACCUUCCCUUGGCCGCUCUCAUCUCUGCUGGAAGUGGAAGCGUAUCGAUCAAUCCUCGCCCAAGUGGCAUAUUGUUUGUCAGUCAUUUCGAAACAUUGGGUUAGUUUUGAACACAGCUUGCGCGCUCGUGGUUUUCCACCACAGGUAGAAGAAUUCGUAGAUCGGUUAGGCGUCAGGUCCAGCGUUUUGCAAACCAUCAUGUUCACUGCACUAUCGCGCCGUUUAUUUGGAUCUCGAGAACAAUUAUUGAAGGAUUGCAUCGCCAUUUUUGAGCGAGAUCAAGCAAGUUACAAGAGGCGCGGCACUUGGCACAGUCGUGACGACAAACAAAGAGAAACAUCCUCCUUUAAAGAGCAAUAUCAAAGGGCGUGCAUCGCCCAUGGUGUGUUGAGGAAAUCCUCCAGCAAUCAACACCAGGCGAAAACAAUAUCGUCGUCGUCACCGCAUGUUCCAAUGAACAUCACUUUAGCAGGACCAACACCAGCAGCGACAGGGCCUUCGACAACACGGGCAUCUCCAGCACAGUCGCCAGCCACGGUUGCAAACGGCCACCACCCCAUGUCAAACUCGCCGACAGUGCCGCCACCACAACAACAAGGACCUUCACCCACACACGCCUUUUAUCCACCACCAUCCCAUCAUACUUUACCUUCUCAAGCUAGCCCGCUUCCUUCAAGGCCUGUGCCAGCGCCAAGUUCAGGUUUCCAUCCAAACAUGCCUUCAAGUAUGCCUCCAAAUACUGCUUCCUGGCAAUCGAGGCAUCCCCCACAGCACCCUCCUCUAUCGAUCCCUCUCCAUGCGCCACACCAUCAACCAUCUCAACCUUCUCCACAAGAUUUUUCUAUCCCAACAUCAAGACAAGGCCCUGGAAAAAGCCCAGUCCCUAUUCCGUCUCCUAAUAACCUGGUAUCCAAUACUCAAUUGCAUUCUCCAAGCUUUCAAAGUCGUCCGCACCACGGACCACUUCCCCCCAAUGCAGGGUCUAUGGGGCAGCCAGUCUCAUCUACUUCACCUACCAUCAUUGCUCCUCCGAACACAGGACCAAGCCCAUUUCCUAUUGCCUAUAAUCCAUAUCCUAUUGGCCAACAUAUGCAGCCUCCGUAUACAUACGGUCAGCCAGCAUUGUACCCUCCCCGCAUCCCUACCCUGUCGAUACCAGCAAUGCCCUUUCCCUCCCAGCUCAUUUCUAAACCUGAGCAACAGCAGGCAUCGCCCGUAAAACAAGGGUCUAGUGCUGCGUCUUCGCCGACUAUCCGCAAACCGUCUUCGUUCUCGCCUCCAAAGAGCGAUGGCCGUCCUAUGCCUGCCCAGCCAGUCAUGAUGCCAGAGGCAGUACCUACUCUUGUUCAUUACUUCUCGGACUUCGCGAUACCUCCGGCCAGGCUAACAUAUAACCGCUCUUCAUUCAAAUGGCAGUUUUCGGUGUCGCGUGAAAUGCUUGGGAAACGUCCACGCUUAGCUCCGCAACAAGAUAGCCGCACAUUGGUGCCUUACUUCUCCGAUAACAAUGUGUCCUAUCGCCUUCGCUGUAUCAAGUAUGAAGGUCAAGUCGAUGUCGAUUCAUUGGCAGCCUGGUCUCGAGCCGAGAGUUCCUGGCCUGAUGUCGUCUAUAUACAUGUUAAUAGCAAGGAGUUACACCGGCCACACAAUUCCAAAAACCUGCCACUAGAUAUCAAUCGGUUUUUAACCGAGGGCACCAAUGAGAUCAGAUUGAAUGUCUUACGCAAUACCCAGCAACGGACAAGAAACCUUUCCUACGCCAUCGCCGUGGAAGUUUUGAAGUUUAAAAGCACAAGGAGCUUCAGAAAUAGUGUUAAGAAUUUACCAUCUCAAAAUUCGCGCCAACAAAUACAAAACCGACUAGCUGUGAGCAAUGAUGACGAGGACUUGGUAAUUAUGGAUAAUUUCAUCUCCAUUGACUUGAGGGAUCCCUUCACAACGCGCAUAUUUGAUACCCCAGUUCGAGGGUCGGCUUGUACUCAUAGGGAGUGUUUUGAUCUCUCUACUUUCUUGCAAACGAUCACUUUCACAUCUUCGUCGAUGGGAAGACGCACUCCGUAUCUAAGGUGUCCUAUUUGUAGGAAAGACGCUCGCCCUCAUAUGCUAAUCAUCGACAAUUUCCUCCUCGAAGUACGAGCUGCUCUUAGUCAAGAGCAGAAAUUGGAAACGGCAAAAGCCAUUCGUGUUAAAUCCGAUGGUUCCUGGGAAGCAGUCUUGGAAACCGACAACGAACCUAGAACUCCAAGCAAGAAGCGGGAUCGAGCUUCCUUCGAAGCCGAUUUGCCUAAGGAUGAAGACAGUCGCGAAGUGAGUCUUUCCCGAAUCCCUGAGGCGCCUGAAGUCAUCGAACUAGACUAG
Messenger RNA from Talaromyces proteolyticus, 3327 nucleotides. RefSeq lists its product as uncharacterized. The record is from RefSeq and is a predicted model, not a curated record. Gene Ontology annotation, molecular function: zinc ion binding; SUMO ligase activity. Bases 1 to 3327 code for a protein of 1108 amino acids. The transcript has a single exon. Lineage: Eukaryota; Fungi; Ascomycota; Eurotiomycetes; Eurotiales; Trichocomaceae. Gene Ontology annotation, biological process: protein sumoylation.